Molecule: messenger RNA, 4015 nt
Organism: Periophthalmus magnuspinnatus
Lineage: Eukaryota; Metazoa; Chordata; Actinopteri; Gobiiformes; Gobiidae
Product: glutamate receptor 3
Exons: 16
Coding region: 1-2649 (882 amino acids)
Biological process (GO): synaptic transmission, glutamatergic; modulation of chemical synaptic transmission; monoatomic ion transport
Cellular component (GO): plasma membrane; AMPA glutamate receptor complex; dendritic spine
Molecular function (GO): transmitter-gated monoatomic ion channel activity involved in regulation of postsynaptic membrane potential; AMPA glutamate receptor activity
Source: RefSeq, a predicted model, not a curated record
AUGGCACAGCGCGCGGUUUUGUUCCUGCUGUGGCUCGUGGAUGGCUCGCUCGCCGGCUUCCCCAACCAGAUUAACAUCGGGGGGCUCUUUAUGCGCACCACGGUCCAAGAGCACAGCGCGUUCAGGUUCGCUGUCCAACUCUACAACACAAACCAAAACACCACUGAGAAGCCUUUCCACCUCAACUACAACGUUGACAACCUCGAGUCGUCCAACAGCUUUUCGGUCACCCAUGCGUUUUGCUCCCAGUUCUCGCGCGGAGUCUACGCCAUCUUCGGAUUUUACGAUAAGAAGUCGAUGAACACGCUGACGUCGUUCUGCGGAGCGCUGCACACCUCCUUCGUCACGCCCAGUUACCCCACGGACAACGAGGUGCAGUUCGUCAUCCAGAUGAGACCUGCUCUCCGCGGGGCCGUGCUCAGCCUGCUGUCCCAUUACAAGUGGCAGAAGUUUGUGUAUCUCUACGACACGGACCGAGGUUUCUCCAUCCUCCAGGCCAUCAUGGAGGCGGCCGUGGCGAACAACUGGCAGGUGACGGCGCGCUCGGUCAGCAGCGCCACCGACGCGGCGGAGUUCAAACGCAUCAUCGAGGAGAUGGACAGGAGGCAGGAGAAGCGUUAUGUCAUCGAUUGUGAGGUGGACCGGAUCAACACCAUCCUGGAGCAGGUCGUGGCCCUGGGGAAGAACAGCCGCGGUUACCACUACAUUCUGGCCAAUCUGGGAUUUACCAACGUGAGCCUGGACAAAGUCUUCGCCGGCGGAGCCAACAUCUCGGGGUUUCAGAUUGUGAACCCGGAGAACCCCAUUGUACAACAGUUUAUGCAGCGCUGGGAGCGGCUGGAUGAAAGAGAAUUCCCAGAAGCCCGGAACGCUCCUCUGAAGUACACCUCGGCCCUCACCCACGACGCCAUCCUGGUGAUCGCAGAGGCGUUCCGGUACCUGCGGCGCCAACGCGUGGACGUGUCCCGCAGAGGCAGCGCCGGGGACUGUUUGGCCAAUCCCGCCGUACCCUGGAGCCAAGGCAUCGACAUCGAGAGAGCGCUCAAAACGGUUCAAGUGCAGGGGAUGACGGGAAAUAUCCAGUUUGACAACUACGGCCGCAGGACCAACUACACCAUAGACAUUUAUGAGAUGAAAACAGGUGGGCCGAGGAAGAUCGGGUACUGGAACGAAUACACUCGCUUUGUAAAUAUUAUGGACCCGCAGGUCUCCAACGACUCCUCAGUGGAAAACCGAACGAUUGUGGUCACUACUAUUAUGGAAGCUCCUUAUGUGAUGUACAAGAAAAAUUAUAUGCAUCUGGAGGGGAAUGACAGAUAUGAAGGCUACUGCGUCGAUUUAGCAUCUGAGAUUGCCAAACAUGUUGGAAUUAAGUACAAACUGUCUAUAGUAAUGGAUGGGAAGUACGGAGCCCGUGACCCCGAGACCAAGACGUGGAACGGGAUGGUGGGUGAACUGGUCUAUGGGAGAGCAGAUAUAGCAGUUGCGCCUCUCACCAUUACACUGGUUCGAGAGGAGGUGAUAGACUUUUCCAAGCCCUUUAUGAGCUUGGGCAUCUCCAUUAUGAUAAAGAAGCCGCAAAAGUCCAAGCCGGGAGUGUUUUCUUUCCUGGACCCGCUGGCCUAUGAGAUCUGGAUGUGUAUAGUGUUUGCCUAUAUCGGGGUGAGCGUGGUUCUGUUCCUCGUGAGCCGCUUCAGUCCGUACGAGUGGAAUCUGGAGGAGCAGGACGAGACCAAAGACCCUCAGACUCCUCCAGACCCUCCCAACGACUUCGGCAUCUUUAACUCGCUCUGGUUCUCCCUGGGUGCCUUCAUGCAACAAGGCUGCGACAUCUCACCAAGGUCUCUGUCUGGGCGCAUCGUCGGCGGGGUGUGGUGGUUCUUCACCCUCAUCAUCAUCUCGUCCUACACGGCGAACCUGGCGGCCUUCCUCACAGUGGAGAGGAUGGUCUCUCCCAUAGAAAGUGCAGAGGAUCUGGCCAAGCAGACUGAGAUAGCAUAUGGCACUUUAGACUCAGGGUCUACAAAAGAGUUUUUUAGGCGAUCCAAAAUAGCAGUGUAUGAGAAGAUGUGGUCUUACAUGAAAUCCGCCGAGCCGUCUGUGUUUGUAAAGACGACUCCGGACGGCGUUGCCCGAGUCCGGAAGUCGAAGGGCAAAUUCGCCUUCCUCCUGGAGUCGACCAUGAACGAGUACAUCGAGCAGAGGAAGCCGUGCGACACCAUGAAGGUCGGAGGGAACCUGGACUCCAAAGGCUACGGCAUCGCCACGCCCAAAGGCUCCGCAUUAAGAACUCCUGUAAACCUUGCAGUAUUGAAACUCAGUGAACAAGGCAUCUUAGACAAGCUGAAAAACAAAUGGUGGUACGAUAAGGGUGAAUGUGGAACCAAGGACUCGGGAAGUAAGGACAAGACAAGCGCUCUGAGCCUAAGCAAUGUGGCAGGGGUCUUCUAUAUUCUGGUCGGAGGGCUGGGGCUUGCCAUGAUGGUAGCCCUCAUAGAGUUCUGUUAUAAGUCACGGCAAGAGACCAAAAGGCUCAAACUGGCCAAGAACGCUCAGAACUUUAAGCCGGCUCCCCCGACCAACACCCAGAACUUUGCCACAUACAGAGAAGGCUACAACGUCUACGGAACCGAGAGCGUAAAGAUAUAGAGGUUCAGGACACAUGUCUUUGUCCCUUAUACUGUGACUUACCAUGUACUGUACAAAGGACAGAUCAGGGGACAGAGCUGCAGCUCGGCGUCCUCUCGCUCGGACAGAUCAUCUGCAGUGACGACACGACUGGUCAAAGGAAGAGCCUUUUCUCCUCAGUGCCUUAUGGAACUCUGAGUCCAAUCAAUGCAACUCAUACACAACUCAAAUUGCUUUUUUGCUUGAAAAAACACAAAGAAACAGAAUAAGGAGCAGAGAUUUAAAAGAGUCCAACAUUGACUGAGAAUGAACUAAAGCCAUCAUUUGCAAUCCUAAGCACACUUUGAAGUGCCAUAGAAGACAAAUAUUAUAUAUGUGGAAUCAAUUUGUUGUUCUCAUUCUGAUCUGAUCCUCAUGUUUCUGUACGUUUAUUAGACAACUGCAGUGACUGUAUCACACUGGGUAUUAUAACGCUCGCUUUUAUACUGUUAUGGGCCACUUUAGUGACUGUGUUCCACUUUUAAGAGGCAGACCUUCAGAGAGAAACGCCCAAACUAUGUUUGUAUUCAAACGGUGCUGCUGCUCUCCACGGAGCAGGACACGAGCCGCACUUCCAAAACUGCCAGGAGAGAGACACCAGGGUGUUUAUGCUUGAGUUCUGUUUGUGAUUUACACUUUGUAAAAUAAGAAGGACAAAAUUAAACUCCCUGAAGUCAGUAGUCUUCUGUAUAUGACAGUAACCAAACCAAGGUAACUCAAUGUACAUGAACUGAAGCCCGACGAAGGACAGCGGCGCUCGGCGCUCCAGUAUUAUGGACAUCUGCUAUUUUCUUCAAUAACUGCACAUUUAUAGCCAACUGUGGUUUACUUUCCAUCUCACAUUUUUUAUGAAGCAUUACCGUGUUUGGUGACUUCACUUAGUAACUAAAAAAUAAAUAAAUAUAUUAAGAAACAGGGAGAGUCCUGAAGCUUAGCACAUUUCCAUAUUGCUGUAAUGUUUUCUUUCCAAAAGACUGUGAUUUCAUAGGAUUUAGAAAGAUUAUUAUAAUAACCUAUGAACAAAUAGUUUUCUAUUCAAUGAUAAUGUGAAGCAAAAGAGCUGAAACUGUGUACAUUUACAUGACUUAUAUGGAAACGAUCUGUUCUUUUUGUUCUGUUGAGAAACUGCAUGUGACUCUGAUGAAGCGUUUUACUCACGGCUGACCUUAGGUUCAACCUAGAAUCAGGCAUUUCUUUUGUAAAUCACCUUUUUGUAAGUCUCACCUCUGUGAAUCCGACUCACCAGGUGUAAAGUAGUGAGUGAAAAGAGCCAGAUGCAUGAGCCUCAUUAGAGAGGCGUUGUACAGACAAAUUUUACUAUAUUUUGUAAAUAAAUUGUACAGAAAGA